AUGGCGAGAGAUUUAUAUGUGCUUUUAAUAGCGCUAGUGUUGCAGACCCUGAUUAGGACGAGUGAAGAGAUCGUUGAAGCGAGUUUAAUUCAAGUCUGGUCGGCGCCGGGAGGCGAAACCAGACUGCCGUGUGAUCUAGCUGCUUCAGUGCACGAAGUUGCUAUGAUGAUGUGGUUUAAGGAUGGAGAUCGAAUGCCUAUUUACACAGUCGACUUCAGAAACGGCCCACCAGUUCAUUGGGCAGUGGCAGGAGAGUUCGGCGCUCGAACACACUUCGUUCUAAAUGAAUCUGAUCCGUCAUCAGCUCACCUUGCAGUCGAUAAGGUGGCAAGAUACGAUGAAGGCGUGUACAGAUGCAGGAUCGAUUAUAUAGACUCUCCUACUAGGAAUUACAGGGUCAACUUAACUGUUAUUGUUCCACCUGAUGCGCCUCGGAUAUAUGAUUCUGAAGGGCGAGAGAUUUUGGGCUCGAUAGCUGGGCCAUUUCGAGAAGGACAAGAUUUACUUCUCUCCUGUCAAGCCUCUGGUGGAAAACCCCCACCGGACGUGUCGUGGUAUCGCGGUGAAGAGCGUCUAGCUAUUACAAAGGAUGGAUCCGUAUGUCAGAUACACUUGCCGUCUUUAUCAAGGGAGAUGACUGGUACAAGGCUACAAUGUAGGGUGGAACCACCGCUAUUGCAGCCACAGUUGAGAGAAGUGACAAUUAAGUUAUACUUAAAACCACAAUUCAUAAGAGUAUCUGGUGGAGGUCCUACGCGAGCUGGCAACGAAAGACCUUUUGUAUGUACAACACGAGGAUCGAAACCUGCACCCAAUAUAGAUUGGUUCAUUAAUUCACAGCGUAUUGAUUCGUCUUUGACACAGGUGGAAGUAGAUGGUGAAGUAACUAGAAGUAUUCUAACCUGGCGAGUGAGGAGAGAAGACAAGGGACGACAACUAGUAUGCCGCGUCUCAAAUCCGUGGUUCCCUGCAUACACUUUAGAAGAUCUACUCAAUCUGGAAGUUUUAUAUCCACCAGUCGCACAAAUAUCGUUGACUCUACCCAAAGAGGCGCGGCUACUACGAGAUGACGAAGAUGCUGAGUUACUGUGCUCGUCCGAUGCUUCGCCACCAUCAUACAAUUUCACAUUUUAUAAAGGGACAGAGGACCACCUUAUACGUGAUGACCCCAUAGGUGGGAUAUCAGUGGAAGGCAACAAGCUGUUCUUGAAAAGUCUUAGAAGACAUCACUCUGCAAGGUAUCGCUGUCGGGCUUGGAACUCGGAAGGAAGUGGUUUAAGCGAACCCUUAACUUUAAAUGUUUUAUCCCGACCAGAAUGCUCUGCGGGUAGCGUGGUCCAACAAUUAGCUGGUGCACCGGGUGGGGAGGUCAGAGCUCGAUGCUCCGUGUCUGCGCCGUCCUCUAGAGACGCGGGGCCGUUGAGAUUUUAUUGGACUUAUAAUAGCACCAAAGAUGUUUUACCGAUACCAGCACCAAACGUAACAGUUAUGGGAUCAAGUAGUUCUGUAGUCCAUGGGCUACCACCACUUAAUGGUGAAGACGACCUAGGCUGGCUCGCUUGCUGGGCUAGCAACGAUAUUGGAAAUCAAAGAGAACCUUGUCUGUUUAGAAUUAUGCCUGCAGCAUUUCCUGAAGCUCCAAGUAACUGUGAAAUAGAAGACGAAUUUCUCCGCUGCGAGCCUGGUCACGAUGGUGGAUUACCGCAGCGAUUUAUUCUCGAGGCGUUAGAGGUACGCCCUCAUGAGCCUAUUCAAGGAGAUGAAUCCGCCAUGAAUGAUCAGGGCAUAUCUGGCAGAGGACUCACAGAAACUGUUUAUAGAGCGAGUAACGACGUCACGCCACAGUUCCCACUCGAUGCCUUAUCGCCUGGAAGAUAUACUUUCCUCGUAUAUUCGGAAACGCCACGAGGAAGAUCCCAACGACCAGCUGCGCUACAUAGCAUUCCUAUACGAACUAGCGAUAAUUUGGACGUACCGGGUUCACUCCAAACUAUGACACCGAUGCCACCUCAGCCACCAACAAGUGACAACAGCGUCGCUCUUCUUGUAGGUGCAUCACUAGCUUUAGUGUUAAUGACGAUCCUCACAACACUAUGUGUCACGCUCGUAGUGAUGUGCAAGAAGAAACAACGGCCACAAAGAGAUCCUGAACAAAAUAACAUAAUGCGAAGAAGUGUAGGAGUUUCAAUGUAUAGUGGGUCGUCACUAUCGCAAAGUAUAAUGCCAACAGUCGUAGUGAGGGGUCACAGAGGGUCCAGAGUGUUGGCUGCUAGAUGGUCUGGAGUUCUCGAUGAUGCUCCACUUGCUGUGCUAGCUUUAGAUACUAGACCCCAUGCAGAUACAUAUUCCGGACACAGCGAUGGAGAACUCCAAGAAACCGAACUAACUCGACAUGACGAUAUGGAAACUCAAACUGAUACA
Molecule: messenger RNA, 2421 nt
Organism: Brenthis ino (lesser marbled fritillary)
Lineage: Eukaryota; Metazoa; Arthropoda; Insecta; Lepidoptera; Nymphalidae
Source: the annotation of a GenBank genome assembly